Molecule: messenger RNA, 5016 nt
Organism: Gossypium raimondii (Peruvian cotton)
Lineage: Eukaryota; Viridiplantae; Streptophyta; Magnoliopsida; Malvales; Malvaceae
Exons: 3
Coding region: 496-4515 (1339 amino acids)
Cellular component (GO): Ino80 complex
Source: RefSeq, a predicted model, not a curated record
UUCUUUUCUCUUUCGCACUAACUCAAACUCAACUCACUGAGUCGAGUCACCCCCGUGUUCAUUCUUUCUUUCUCUUUAUCUUUCACUCUCUUUCCCUCAUCCUACCCUUUUUCGUCUUUUUCUCCUCCAAUCUCAAUCCGACGGCUGCCAUUCUUCCACGUCACACCGUCUUCUUCACCCCCCUCCCCCUUCCCUUUCUCCCAUCUUCCUAUUUUAUUUAAUUAACUCCCUUUAGGGUUUCCAAGAUUUAACCAAAUUCUAACCAUUUUUUUAAAAAUGCGUCUUUUUGUUUUUCUUUAAUAAAGAAGAAAACGAAGAAAUCUCCAAAUCUUCAAUUCGUCGACGCUCUCAAUUUCACCGCAAAUAUUCUUCCUUUUCCUUUUAAAUGAGGGUUUUGAUGAAUUGGCUGUAUUCGGAAACCGUGAUAAUAAAUUUUUAAAAUUUUUGGUAGAAUUGAAGAUUAGAAUUUUUUUUACCCUUUCUGGUGUGUUUGUCAUGAUGGCGAUUGAGAAGAACAACUUUAAAGUUUCGCGGUUUGAUUCGGAGUUUUCUUCUGAUAGUAGGGAUACCACUUCGUCAACUGAUGAGGAUGAGCUUCAACGUCCAAGCUCAGCUAUUAAUUCUGAUGGUGCUGGUGAUGAUGAUGAUGAAGACGAUGAUGAUGAUGAAUUUGAUGAUGCUGAUUCAGGAGCAGGUUCAGAUGACUUUGAUUUAUUGGAAUUAGGUGAAAUGGGGGCUGAAUUUUGCCAAGUUGGGAACUCGACUUGUUCCGUACCUUUUGAUUUAUAUGAUCUGCCUGGGUUGGAAGAUAUUUUGUCUCUUGAUGUCUGGAAUGAGUGUUUAAGUGAUGAAGAGAGGUUUAGCCUGACUAAGUUUUUACCUGAUAUGGAUCAGGAUACAUUUAUGUGGACCUUGAAUGACCUUCUUAAGGGUAAUAAUUUUCAUUUUGGGAGUCCUAUUAAGAAGUUGUUUGAUAUAUUGAAAGGAGGGUUGUGUGAGCCAAGGGUUGCCCUUUAUCGGGAGGGUUUGAAUUUCUUUCAAAAGCGGCGGCAUUACCAUCAUUUGAGGAUGCAUCAGAAUAAUAUGGUUGCUAAACUUUGUCAAACAAGGGAUGCUUGGCUUAAUUGUAGGGGAUACAGUAUUGAGGAGCGGCUUCGUGUUUUGAAUAUUAUGAGAAGUCAAAAGAUUUUGGUGUAUGAAAAAUCGGAAGAUGAGGAUUCUGAAUCCUCCGAAAGAGGUGACUUUGGUGAAGGCCUGUGGACCAAAAGGGUUAAGGACCAAAAAGCUUUGCAGAAAAAGGGUCACCAUGGGGUUGGUCCUACUUUAGAAUCCGUUUCGCGAGGGCAGAUGGUGGGUUUGGAACCAUCAGAGUACAGGAAGCAGAAUCCAAAAGGUAUACUGAAGGCACGUGGAUCAAAAUUUCCUUCUGCAAAGGAGUUUGGUGGUGGUGUUUAUCAAGGUUUGGAUAUUGAUACUGAGCCAUAUGGUUUGCAUGGAACCCUUCCUCGACAUAAAUAUAAGUCAGGGGCGGCAAACAGGACAAGGGAUCAGAUGAGGUUAGACGAUGAUGGUGACCCAAUGUUUGGAACUAGUAUUCAACAGGACCGACAUGCUGUGCAUGAUAGCAAAUCACGCAAAUCUGGUUUAUUGAGAGCAGGGAAGAAGUAUGGCCUUUUAAGAGGGGAAGAAUUAGCUGGUGACAGUUUCAUGGCUUUGCCUCUGUCUUCAAAGCAUGAUUCGCGAGCCUAUGGUAGGAACAGGAAUGUGAAUCAAUUUCCUGAUGCAAAAGUAUAUACGUCAAAGCCACCAAACAUGAGAACACCCUAUGAUUUUGCCAAAACGUCCAAGUAUUCUGAAAAUCAUCAGCAAUUUGCAGUUGGAAAUCAGAUAAAGCUUAUGAAAGGCAGAACUCCACAAUUGCCGCUGAAAGGGAGUCGAUUUGACUUGUCGGAACGCACCGAACUGUUUUGGCAAAAUAAGAACCAAGGGGAAGAUUUUUCUGUCGAUUCUUCAGUUAGAUCUGAUGAUUGGAAUAUUAGGAGCAGGAAAUGUAAAAUGGGGCCACAGUGUCCUGAUAAAGCUUCCUUACAACAGAUGAAUGACCGAUUCUUGUUUUCUGAUAAUCGAAUUAAAUCAUCACAAGAAAAGAUCAGAGGGAGCAACGUGCAAAAUGGAGGACCAUUAAUGGCUGUUUCAAAAGGUAGUAGAGCAUUCCUUAAAAAUGAAGAAACAGAAUCUGACUCAUCUGAACAGUUUGAUGACGACGACGAUAGCAAUCCUCUAAUGAGAAGCAAGUUUGAUUACCCAAGUGGUGUCAUGGAAGGUUCACGGCUGUCUUCAUUGAAGUCUGGCCUUGAUUCUAGAAAGAUAAAAUCUUCAAAGAAAGAUACUAUGGAGGAUGGAUGGCCUCUUGAUGGAAUCAAUCGCAUCUCCGAAAAGAGCUUUGGGGAAAAUGUGCACGUGCCAGGAGUAGAAAGCUACUAUUUUAAAGGAAAACAGAAGUCUAAGAUGCAUGAAAUAAGUCCCUUGCAGAACUCUGCUUCUAGAGCUUUGGGCAAGGUUGAUAGGAAAAAGGUAUCCAAGUUGAGCAAGACUGGCCAAUUAGGAGAGAAACUUGGUGACAGAUUAAAGAUGUCCUCAACAAAGGCCUACCCUACUGAGAAAAGACUGAAAGGUGAAGUUGUCUAUGAUCAUCCUAUGUCUCAACGAGAUUAUCUGCUUAAUUAUCCUGUUGAUGAGGAGGAUGCUUCACCUGUGACACUACCAUUGGCAGACGAAAAUAACAGGCGUAGAACUGGGAAAAAAGGCCGGAGCAUUGAAACAUAUGAUUGUGGUGAAAAACGUGAAGCUUCAUUGCUUGGGUGCAAGACAGGGAAGGAGUAUGUGGGAGAUGUCGACAGAAGAGGUGAAGAUGGUAACCUGCAGUCUAACCUUCAGAAGCGAACUGAUGAUUCCCUUUCCUUGAAAAAAAAGGGAAAACGGAAAUUGGAGGUUGAUGCUGUUACCUCAGAUAUGGAAGCUUUGGAACCACAUGGUGCAGAAGUGCAAGUUACAGAUGUUGAGAUGGAAAUCAAACCACAGAAAAAGCCGUUUACUCUGAUUACCCCUACAGUUCAUACUGGUUUCUCAUUUUCGAUUAUACAUCUUCUUUCUGCUGUUCGCAUGGGAAUGAUCACUCCGCUUCCAGAAGAUUCCUUAGAGGUUGGCAGACCCCGCAGGGAGCAGAAUGGAAAGCAGGAAGGUGGUGUGAAUGGUGUUCUUUCUUGUGAGAACACAGCUACCGAUAAUCCAGAUCAGCCUGUGCAAAGAAGUAUACCUUCUCUUACUGUUCAAGAGAUUGUUAAUCGUGUAACAGUGAAUCCCGGAGAUCCAUGUAUUCUUGAGACACAAGAGCCGCUUCAAGAUUUAGUUCGGGGAGUUCUGAAAAUUUUCUCAUCAAAAACAGCACCUUUGGGGGCAAAAGGUUGGAAGGCACUUGUUGCCUAUGAAAAGUCGACAAAAAGUUGGUAUUGGGUUGGUCCAAUUAUGCAUAGCUCAAUUGAUCAUGAAACAAUUGAGGAGAUGACGUCACCUGAAGCCUGGGGUCUUCCUCACAAAAUGCUUGUCAAGCUGGUUGAUUCUUUUGCAAAUUGGCUAAAAAAUGGUCAAGAGACUCUCCAACAAAUAGGGAGUCUUCCUGCACCACCGCUUGAAUUGAUGCAAGUAAAUUUAGAUGAGAAAGAAAGGUUCAGAGACCUAAGAGCACAGAAAAGCCUUAAUACCAUUGGCCCAAGUUCCGAAGAAGUGAGAGCUUAUUUCCGUAGAGAGGAGCUUCUUAGGUAUUCUAUUCCUGACAGGGCCUUCUCUUACACAGCUGCUGAUGGCAAAAAAUCAAUAGUUGCUCCUUUGAGAAGGGGUGGAGGUAAACCAACUUCAAAGGCUCGAGAUCAUUUUAUGCUGAAACGUGAUAGGCCACCACAUGUUACAAUUCUUUGUCUUGUGAGAGAUGCUGCUUCCAGAUUGCCCGGAAGUAUUGGCACCCGUGCUGAUGUUUGUACUUUGAUAAGAGACUCUCAAUACAUUGUUGAAGAAGUUUCUGAUGCACAAGUUAACCAGAUUGUUAGUGGGGCCUUAGACCGUUUACAUUAUGAACGUGAUCCUUGUGUACAAUUCGACGGAGAAAGGAAAUUGUGGGUUUAUUUACACAGAGAAAGAGAAGAAGAAGACUUUGAGGAUGAUGGUACUUCAUCUACUAAGAAAUGGAAGAGGCAGAAAAAGGAUACUGCUGAACAAUCCGAUCAAGGAGCUGUAAUUGUGGCUUUUCAUGCAACCGGGAAUCAGUUGGGAUUUGAUGAUGAUAAAAAGAUGGAGACAGAGUGUGAGGAUAGACAAAAUCCGGAGGAUAAUGCUGACGACAGUCAUGCAUCGGAACAAGGUCAUCCAAUAACAUGGGAGCCUCUUGACGCAAAUCUUGUCCAGGAAGACAAAUUGCUAUGUGAAGAAAAUUCUACAAACGAAGAAUUUGAUGAUAAUUGAACAAAAAAAAACAAGAUUUGAUGAUGAAACGUUUGGGAGAGAGAGACCAGUUGGACUCCUGAGUGCAAGCUAAUUAUGAUCAAAUUAUCUCAGGGUCAAAGUCCAGCUACUGUGGAAGGAAGCAUUUGUGAUUCCCACUGAAGGUGUGUUAUAUGUUGGAACAUUACAUGUAUAGUGAUUCUAUCACAAAAAAUGUAGAUUAGAAAGUGACCUGAUGAUGCCCAACAAUGUGUUUACUACAGGUGGAUACUUAAUGAUGUUGAUUUUGCAUUUUCCAUAAAUAUUUUUUUGGUAAGUCCAAUUAUAGAUCAUAUGUUCGUUGAGCUUACAACAAAUGCAGAUUUGGCGUUGUAAUGUGCCAUAAAAUGCAUUGCCUGGUUGUACUUGCUUUUUGGUUCAGUUACUUGAGCAUAUAGCCAGGAUAAGCAAUUUUACAUAUUUUCUAUGAGGUCUCAGCCUGUAAUGUAAGAGAUUAUUGCAAAUAUAUUCCAAUUUCAAGUC